AUGGACGCGGCGGCCCUCAUGGUCGCGCGCGCCGAGGCCGGGGACUUUGCGGAGGCCCGGUCCCUCUGGGCGCAGCUCCUUCACAGCUCCGCCGCGCCGUGCCUCCCCGCCGCGGCGCCGCGCCUCCUCCCGGCGUACGCGCGCCUCGGCCGCUUCGACGAGAUCCUCCUCGCCGUGCGCGAGCUCUGCGCGCGGGACCGCGGCGCGGCGCGCGCGCUCUACCCGCUCGCCGUGUCCUGCCUCGGCGCCGCGGGCGAGCUCGCGCGCAUGGAGGACGCCGUGCUAGAAAUGGGCCGCCUUGGCCUCCGCGUCGACGCCGCGACCGGGGACGCCUUCGUCCGGGCCUACGCGGCCGCCGGAACCAUCCCGCAGAUGGAGGCGGCCUACCGCCGGCACAAGAAGGCCGGGCUGCUCAUCACCCGUGGCGCCAUCCGCGCCGUGGCGUCCGCGUACAUCUCUCAGCAGAAGUACUACAGGCUCGGCGCGUUCGUGGCCGACGCCGGCCUCCGCCGGCGCGACGCCGGCCUCCGCCGGCGCGACGCCGGCAACCUGCUCUGGAACCUGUACCUCCUCUCCUUCGCGGCAAACUUCAAGAUGAAGUCCCUGCAGCGCGCGUUCCUGGAGAUGGUGGCCGCCGGGUUCCGGCCGGACCUCACCACCUUCAACAUCCGCGCCGCGGCGUUCUCCAAGAUGUGCAUGUUCUGGGACCUCCACCUCAGCGCCGACCACAUGCGCCGCGACGGCGUCGCGCCGGACCUCGUCACGCACGGCUGCUUUGUCGACGCCUACCUCGAGCGCCGCCUCGCGCGGAACCUCACGUUCGCGUUCGACCGGCUUGACGGCAACGCCGAGCCCGUCGUGGCCACGGAUGCCAUCGUGUUCGAGGCGUUCGGCAAGGGCGUCUUCCACGCCAGCUCCGAGGUGUUGCUGGAGGCCACCGCCGGGAAGAGGCGGUGGACGUACUACAAGCUGCUCGGCGUCUACCUCAGGAAGCAGCAUAGGAGAAACCAAGUUUUCUGGAACUACUGA
Molecule: messenger RNA, 1029 nt
Organism: Miscanthus lutarioriparius
Lineage: Eukaryota; Viridiplantae; Streptophyta; Magnoliopsida; Poales; Poaceae
Source: the annotation of a GenBank genome assembly